Rhodamnia argentea is the source of this 2543-nucleotide messenger RNA. RefSeq lists its product as uncharacterized. Bases 185 to 2197 code for a protein of 670 amino acids. The record is from RefSeq and is a predicted model, not a curated record. Lineage: Eukaryota; Viridiplantae; Streptophyta; Magnoliopsida; Myrtales; Myrtaceae. The transcript is spliced from 3 exons.
CAUUCUUCCACCAAAGGCAACGAAGCAGGCGGAAGCUGCCACCUCCAAUAUUAAUACUGUCACUGUUCAUCUCUCUCAUCAUAUUCCUUCAUUUGAUGCAUCUUGUCCGGACGCGAUAAAUUGGACUUCAUCUCUUCCAGGUCGCCAUCUCGCAACGGGAACUAUGUCUGAAUAGGAAAUUGUCAUGGAAGAUAGGCAACUGAAUUACGACCAGCCGCUCCUUUCUACAAGGCGGUUCCCAUCGACGCCGACUUUUUAUGGAGGAGCUAAAGAUCAACGCAUAAGGCGUGAUCCUCUGGCCAAACUCCCUCCCCUUCCUCCUGCGUACAGAUCAGAGCUAAAGUCAGGUCCAAUAAGUAGACCAGGAACGGUGCCGUUUACAUGGGAACGGAGCCCCGGGAGGCCCAAACAUGAGCGCGCCAUGCAGAUCCAAACUCUCAGACCACCUCCCGCCAGCCCCAAGCUUUCAUCAGGCAGACCUAUGAAUGUUAAAGAGCAGUCCUUGGACAAAGUCUGUAGCAGUAACCGCAAUUUCCGAUCCCAAAGAGUAAAUGUCCUCCCAAAUGAUGCAUCCAAAGGAGGAGAAGCAGUGGCAUGCGAGGGAUCCAAGAAGGGUGUUGAGGAGGUGUCUCCUGUUUCGGAGGAAGGGGAUGAGGUCUAUGUCGACGCACGGGAUACUCUUUCUAGGACUGAAUCAUUCUUUUUGAACUGUAGUCUCAGUGGUGUAAGCGGGUUGGAUGGUCCAAACAUUGGAGUAUCUGGGAAAUUCUCGACAAAUCCAGAAAUGCAGGAUUUCAUGAUGGAUCGUUUCUUGCCUGCAGCGCAAGCAAUGGCUGCGGAAACGCCUCCACGUCCUACUAGGAAACAACCUUUGAAGAGAGAGCAACCAAAAUUUGUCGAGCGGGCUAUAAAUGUCGUUAAGCAGCAGCGAGAACAGCAUUAUCGGCCAACUGCGAUAUCCCAUUAUGCCCCUGAAUUAAUUGGUGUGGAUAGCCGAGGUGACGACGACGACGACGACAGCGAAUAUGAUGAACCCAAAAAGUCAUCUUUCAAAGCCUGUGGGAUGCUUCCUCGCUUUUGCUUGAAGACAUUUUGUCUCUUAAACCCAGUGCCAAGUGCCAAGACACGGGCUGCUGGACAUGUUUCAUUGGCCCGUACGGUGCAAACGAAGCCUUCACAUAAUGCUUCUAACAAUGAUAAAAGCAGUGAGCAUGCUUGUAACGUAGUAAGCAAUCGAAGAUAUGUCAAUCGACAUCAAAUGCCUGGGAUUCAAGAUGAUAAGCUUGUGCUGAAGAGCAGAUCAAGCCCAAUCAACAAAAUCACUUGUGGAAGAGAAUCUCCAAGACCAGAUCGGUCAUUCGAGAGCAGGAAAUUUCAAGGAGUCAGCAGUGUACACUCCAAGACUGAAUCAUCUCAUCCAAUUCUUCAAGAAGAGAGAUUUUUGUUUGGAAAUUCUAGUUCAACUGAGAACUCAAGGGUGGAUGACUGCAUCCCUCCAGGAAAAGCACUCCCCAGCUUUCAAGAAUUCCUGAUUAGCGAGGAUAAUGCAGGAAAUACAGGCUUCACAGCUCCCUUCAUUGAGAAGACUUUGUAUGUUGACCGUGUACAUAUAAGAUCUCGUGAUGCAAACACGAGAUCCUCCAAUAAAACAGGAAAACCUGACUUCAAGCGAGAUGAAUUUGCAGCUGAUGUAAUGAACUAUAAGCUACAAGAAGCUCCUUCUGUUGACUUUUCAGCCCAUGAAGACGAGUAUUCGAAUGCUUUAGAUGAAAGGGAGACAUUGGAGCAUGAAAGCAGGAAGUCGACCGAUUGCAUUUCACUAUUUCCUCACGAUAGAUUCAAUGAGGAUAUGCAAAUUGAUGUCAACAGGCCCAGACGGAGCAGUGACACGAAAAUGACCUAUGAAGUCUGUGGUGACGGGAAGAGUGAUCUAGGAAGCCAAUUUUCUUCGAGAUCUGGUGACCAUACAAAUUCUUAUGACAUUGGUUCAGAUCUCCAUGUUCCCCUGCCAUUGCCACAGUGCCCAUCAGAGUCUUGGCUAACCCGGACCUUGCCAUUUACAUCCUCUAGGAACUUGCCUACUCGAUUUUCCCUAGGUUUGCUUGAUCCUGACGGGUCAAAAGCUUCCAACUUUUGCAAUAUUAGUUCCAAGUGGGAAACAACCGUCAAAACGCCUGAUCAAAUGAGGGGCAUUUAACUUCUCAGAGGGCAUUCGGUUGGCACUUCGGUCACUGUUUGCACGCUUUACCUUUAUGCAUUUUCUUAUUCAUGUAGUGUUCAUUCUAUCAUCAGGGAUUGCUGGAGCUUGUGCGGCAACGUUAACAUCGACCUCUUCUAAAUUUCAUGAAUGCAUUGUUCCGUGUGGUUUCACUUGUUGAAGACCUAUUCCGGCUCAUGUCCUGCUCUGACUUAUCCCUCAAGUUAGUUGCUCUGUUCUAUGAAACUAUUUGUGAUUUCCAUGUUCAGUUUACUAUAAUCGAACAAUAUGGUCGACAUGAUAUGUUUGCUUUCCCUGCAAUGCAUGUUUCAAAGAGUAACUUAAU